AUGUCCGCCACUACCAAUACUGGCCGCUCUGAGGCUCUGAGCUUCAACGAUCAUUUUGUCCAAAUUAUCGACGGAAAACCUUCUCCAACAGAGAAGAAUCGUCAUGGCAUUAAUCCAGCAAACCUGACUGCGAAAGCAGAGGUCCCUAUCGCUACGCGCAAGGAUCUUGAUCUUGCCGUCGCUGCAGCAAAAGAUGCCUUCAAAGCAUGGUCGAAAGUUUCGUACGAAGACCGAAAGACGGCAGUUUUGGCAUAUGCGGAUGCUGUGGAUAGCCACCGAACCCAGUUCAGAGACUUGCUGAUCUCUGAACAAGGAAAGCCAAUACCUCAAGCAGAUGCCGAGACAGAGGCUGCGAUCAGCUGGAUUCGUGGCAUGGCCGGUAUCCCACUACCGGAGGAUAUUGUAGAGGACACCGAUCACCGGACCAUUAUCACUCGUUAUGCUCCUCUGGGUGUAGUUGGCGCUAUUGUUCCUUGGAACUUUCCCUUGCUUCUCGCGACGGGCAAGAUCGCACCCGCCCUCCUGACUGGAAAUGUGAUCAUUGUCAAGCCCUCACCAUUCACCCCGUACUGUGGGCUGAAGUUAGUUGAACUAGCACAACAGUUCUUUCCGCCGGGUGUGGUUCAGUCUCUGAGCGGAGACGACGACCUUGGCCCUUGGUUGACAAGUCACCCCGGCAUUGACAAGAUCAGCUUCACUGGAUCCACAGCCACAGGGAAAUUGGUAAUGCAGAGCGCAAGCAAGACAUUGAAGAGAGUCACGCUGGAAUUGGGAGGAAACGAUCCUGCUAUCGUGUUCCCGGAUGUAGAUGUUGACAAGGUCGCUGAAAAGGUGGCGUUUUUCGCCUUUCUCAACUCCGGCCAGAUCUGCCUGAAUUUGAAACGUAUUUACGUGCACGAGACCAUCUUUGACCGCUUCAAGGAAGCCUUAGUGAAACACGUCAAGGGGUACAACCUUGGUGAUGGCUCACAACCUGGCGUCACUCAUGGACCUCUGCAAAACUCGAUGCAGUAUGAACGAGUCAAGACAUUCUUCUCGGACAUCGAGUCUCAAGGAUGGAAAGUUGCCGUAGGCGGCAACGUUGAGCAGUCUCAAGGCUACUUCAUCACUCCUACGAUCAUCGAUCGCCCUCCUGAGAAGUCGCGCCUGGUCGUCGAGGAGCCCUUUGGUCCCAUUGUUCCUCUCCUUUCCUGGAGCAGCGAAGAUGAGGUUGUUUCCCGCGCCAAUGACACGUCGAUGGGCCUUGGAGCAUCCGUGUGGACAAACGAUUUGGAGAAAGCUGCCAAGAUUGCUAGGCAAAUCCAAGCAGGCAAUGUUUGGGUCAACACACACUUCGAUCUCACACCUUUAGCUCCAUUUGGAGGGCACAAGGAGAGUGGUAUUGGAACUGAGUGGGGUGCGAAUGGCCUGAAGGGUUUCUGUAAUGUGCAGACCCUAUUCCUCAACAAGCAAGUUGUCAGCUAA
This is a messenger RNA of Colletotrichum costaricense, 1464 nucleotides long. Its product is annotated as aldehyde dehydrogenase. The transcript has 7 exons. Lineage: Eukaryota; Fungi; Ascomycota; Sordariomycetes; Glomerellales; Glomerellaceae. The record is from RefSeq and is a predicted model, not a curated record. Gene Ontology annotation, molecular function: aldehyde dehydrogenase (NAD+) activity. The coding region runs from base 1 to 1464 and encodes 487 amino acids.